Messenger RNA from Effrenium voratum, 1167 nucleotides. NCBI's taxonomy places the organism in Eukaryota, Dinophyceae, Suessiales, Symbiodiniaceae. The record is from the annotation of a GenBank genome assembly.
AUGGCGAGCAAAACACGCGUGGCCAUCGUCGGCUCGGGCAUCGGGGGCUUGGUGUUGGCCAAGACGCUCACGCAGUACGGGGCGGACACCGUGGAGGUGAAGCUCUACGAGGCCUGGGACGAGUGGAAGACCCGCGGGGGCUCGCUGGGGGUGCAGCAGGCGGUGCUCAUCCUCGAAAGGCUCGGGUUGAGGGAGACCUUCGACACACUGGCGAACCGGCCCUCGGCGGGAAAGUACUACAGCGACGGCAAGGAGGUGACGGACGUGAACUUGGCGGAUCCGGACUUCGGGGGCAUCAUCAUGCGCCAAGACCUGCAGAAGCUGGUGGUGGACUCCCUGCCCCCGGAGGUGAUCUUCCUGGGCCACAAGCUGGAGAAGAUUGUGGAAGACGACAAGGAAGUGACGCUGACCUUCGCCAACGGCAAGGUGGAGAAGGCCGACAUUGUGGUGGGCGCCGAUGGCAUUCACAGCGUGGUCAAGAAGGAGCUCUUCUACUCGGGCGAGCCAGUGCAUUCUGGGUUCCGGCUCAUCUACUCUUGCAGCCGUGUGCCCUGCCGAGAGAACCCGGACGAGGUCCACGUGAAUUGGAACACCUCUGAUAGCACCGGGUACCACAUCAUGGACUGGACUGCGGGCAAAGGGGACAAGCGUCACGACGUGUGUCUGCUGAUGCUGCGCAGCGACGAGCCCAUCAGCGACAAAUGGGACUCGACCAUUGUUAAGGACAAGCUCAAGGAGCUGGCGGCCAAAGUUGCCCCGGACCACAAGACACUGCACGCGGCCAUCGAGAAUGCGGAGAUGUGCUUCGAUUGGGGUGUUUACAUCCAGCCGGUUCUGAAGAGCUGGGUCUCCCCCUGCAAGCGCGUCACCCUGAUCGGUGACGCCGCCCACGCCACUGCACCCUUCAUGGGCCAGGGGGCGAACAUGGCCAUCCUCGAUGCCUGGCGUUUGGGGCGGCUCUUAGCGGACAAGGAUGUUGAGGCGCUGAAGAAGUACGAGGCAGAGCGGAAGGCCUCCGCGGAGCAGGUGGUCAAGAUGAGCUCCUUUAUGGGCAGCAUGUACACCACCACGGGCUGGAGGGCGACCCUGCGGAACUGGGUGGUGCCUUUCGCACUGCCGAUGGCAAUGCGCAAAGCGCGGGCCUCGCCCCUCAAGGAAGGUGAAUGA